Molecule: messenger RNA, 4319 nt
Organism: Helicoverpa armigera (cotton bollworm)
Lineage: Eukaryota; Metazoa; Arthropoda; Insecta; Lepidoptera; Noctuidae
Product: protein RCC2 homolog
Exons: 12
Coding region: 114-1595 (493 amino acids)
Biological process (GO): negative regulation of GTPase activity
Cellular component (GO): membrane
Molecular function (GO): small GTPase binding
Source: RefSeq, a predicted model, not a curated record
AUUUUUUGUACCUCCUUGUUUGCACAACACUAGUAGACUAAUAACUUGUCGUGCGGAGCUUGUGUGACAGACAUUUUUGAAUAUUAUUUUUAAACAAUUGUUUCUACUUCAAUAUGACUUCUAACUCAGUUCCGAGAAGCAGUAUGACAAGAGAUGGCAAGACGCUGCCGUUCCGCAACGCUGGUCCCAGGAACAGCCGCCACAACAAGCAUAGGAAGCCAAAGAAGCACGUCUCUGAGGACGAGGAGAGUGAGGACUCCCCAGUGGAGGAACAGCCCCAGGAGGAGCAGCGUGGACCCUCCCCUAUGUUGGAGGAACCUACUGUUCGUCUGCCUGAGGAGGUGCUCAAGGCCCUGUACAAGACCCCGGGGGUCCUGAUGAUAGCCGGCCUCGUGUCGUGGGAUCUCGUUGCUCGUCGCGACAACAACCCCACCAAGCGGACCCACCCCAAUCUUUACACAUUCCACAAGUUCACUGACCGCAAGUACCGGUUCAUAGCUAGCAGCUGCUCUGCUGGGCACUCGGUGCUCGUUGAUGAACACGGAGAAGUCUACACUUUCGGUCGCAACACGUGCGGCCAGCUCGGCUUCGGCGACACGGUGACACGCAACGUCCCGGAGCCCGUGCCCGCUCUCAAGGGCAAGAACAUCAUCCACGCCGCCGUAGGCAGGCACCACACUCUAUUCGUCACAGACACGGGCACGGUGUACGCUUGCGGCGACAACAAGUGUGGGCAGUGCGGCGUCGGCAACACCACGCCGCAGAUACUCAAGCCGACCAGAGUCAGAUACAGUGGGGCUCCGGUAGUCAAGGUGGGCUGUGGUGCCGAAUUCUCCAUGAUCCUGGACUGUAACGGAGCCCUGCACUCGUUCGGUCUGCCUGAGUAUGGCCAACUGGGCCACAACACUGAUGGGAAGUACUUCGUGACUUCCACAAAGCUGUCGUUCCACUUCGAGACGGUGCCGAAGCACGUGGCGCAUUUCUUCGAGAAGACCAAGGAAGGCCACGUUAACAUCGUUAAAGAUGUUGAAAUCGUUGACUUCUCCUGCGGAAAUAAUCAUACAGUGGCGAUAGAUUCCCGUAAGCGCGCGUACAGCUGGGGCUUCGGCGGGUUCGGGCGCCUCGGCCACGCAGAACAGAAGGACGAGAGCGUCCCCCGCAUGAUCAAAUACUUCGACUCACAGUCGCGGGGCGUUCGCUCCGUGCACUGCGGCGGGACCUACAGCUUAGCCGUCAAUGAGCUCGGUGGACUGUUCCUGUUUGGGCAGACCAAGCGCACCGGGGAGGCUAACAUGUAUCCCAAGCCCGUGCAGGACUUAAGUGGUUGGAACAUCCGCAGUGUGGGAACCAGUAACACUUCGAUUGUGAUCGCUGCUGACGACUCACUCGUCGCUUGGGGCGUCUCGCCUACUUACGGGGAACUGGGCACGGGUGAUUUGAACAAGUCUUCAGCUCGGCCCAAGGAGGUGACUCGUAUGGACGGCUUGAACAUCACUCAAGUCACCAUGGGCUACUCCCACACGUUACUGCUCUGCGACGACGCAGGGGAGGAGGUCAAGGCUAAACUGGCGUCUCUCCCCACCUUCAACCCCUAAACACCCCUUAGGCCCCCGAAACACCCCCCUUUAAACCCCUAAACAGGAUCACUAAGGCUGUAAACAGUGCUCGACGUAGCUAUAUCUGUGCAAGUCUAUGAUCGCGCACACAGCUACGCUGGCGGUACGCGCGUGAUUUUGUAUGUGAUUCAGUCGGGACGUACGGUCAGCACUGACCGUCGGCCGAGCACUGUUUCCAGCCAACAACAUUUGGUUACAUAACAUAACAUAACAUUUUGGCACAGCAAAAUUAAUACAUAAAUUUAAAUAUUACUUUAACUAGCCUUUGUAGUUAUGGACAAAUCGAAUCGCUUUGUUUACAUUGCCAGCCAAAUUAAGCUAUUCUAUUGGUCCUCAAACAUAUACCUAGUUAAAAAAAUAUAGAAGAAGCUUAGAUGAACAUCAAUCCUUUACAUUAGUAAUCUCUACCUAGAAUACUGCUCACUCCUUUGUGCGAUUUCUGAACAAUUUAUUAAAGUAAUAAUUGAGAAAAUUAAGCAUUUUGAAAUCAAGUAUUGUUACCUUAAGAAUGCCUAAGCUGUAUUAAAGUUGAAAUAUUGUCUUAGUACUUUUAGCUUCUGUUGGAGAGAUUACACUACUAAGCUAACUAAUGUAAAACAAGAACUUAGUGCACAAAAAUAUUGUUAUAAACCCUGGAUUCGUGAACCACCAGUGUUAGGCUUAAAUAAAAACAAGCUCACUACACAAUCUCGGCAAACGGAAGCUUCCACAACUCCACAAUAGCAGGCCUACGGCAAAAUCACAUAAAUUAUACUUUACUAAUGAAUGUCCAGUAGGUUACAUAAAUAUUUACUAUUAAGUUUUUUUUUGUACUUCUAUAAGUCAACAACACUUGUCCUUUGAUUGUUAGACAAAAAAGUGAACAAUUUCUCAAUUCAACUGUUUUUUUUUUUUAUAUUUAGAACAUAUUAGCAUAAUCACUAUGCUUUAAUGUUUUGAUUUGUUCAUUUAUGCAUGUGUAUGUUUCAAUGUCACAGGUAAAAUAGAUUUUUUUUACUCAAUAAUCAUGCAAAAUAGAUAAGUAGCCUUUGAAAGAAGAUAAACAUGCAUGUUCUUCUAUAAAAUCUGGUUAUCAAAGUACAAGUGCCAAGAAUCCAUCGAAUUAUUAUGUUUUAAUUUUAAUUAAUGACUCCAAUUUAUUUCUUAUCGUGUUUUAUAUAUUUAAGGGUUUAUAUUCAUUGCUCAGUUAUUACUGUAGCAUAAAAAAUACAUUAAUAAAAUAGUUUUAGGUACACUAACGUUAAUGGUAAAUUAUUAUGUGUAUAGAUGUCGAGCCUGGGCAAAUUUCGUUGGACACCCAUCAUUUAUUUUACUGCAUAUGCUACUGCGACGCCUUUUGCGUAAACACAUCUUACGAUGAGUGGUACCAUUUAACUACACCGAUAACGGAACCAUUUUUAGUUGUCAAAUAUCAGAUUUAAUCAAUGGGCGGUAAGCAAUUAGAUUAAUUCAAACUGUAAACCGACCAUAACUUUAUUACACUUACAGCCAGUUUCUUCAUCAAAAGUAAAAGCAAGUUAUGUCAUAAAUUAAAAGUAACGGUCAAAUUCGUUUUUUCAAGGCUAAAGUAACAGCAAAACUAAUAGUUAAAAUCGUGAAAAAGCGAAUUUGACCGUUACUUUUACUUGAUGACAUUACUUUUGAUGAAGAAACUGGCUGUAAGUGUUUGCCAAUAGUACCUUUAAACGGAGUGUGUAGACGGUUAUCAGUCUCGCGAAAUUUGCCACGGUAUCAGAGAAAAUGUAUUAAUGUUUUAAACUUCUUCUAGUGUAAGUGUACCUACUUAAGGAUCGGCGUGUUGGAGCGCAAACCUUUCAUACGUUUGUUUCACGUGACACGGAGGGACAGUCUUGUCAAACAAAUAAUAUACUUGAUGAUAUUUUCAUUUCAGGGUGGAUGUUUGAAAGGAAAACCACUUUGAAACUUUUUGAUGUCUAUUCUUCUAAUAUGUUAAAGGAAUGCUAUUUACGAUGUGACCAUAUUUAAAACAAACUUGACAAGCAAUUUCUUAUAGGCAUGAGAUUUUUGAGAAACUGUAUUCGGACUGUACUUAAGCUGUGAAUUUCCCGCGCUCGAGCCCACCCUGUACUAGCCACGAGUUUCCCGAGCGACUGUGGCAGCCCACCUCACUUCGAUCAUUCUAGUAUACGACUAAGAUUAAACAAUUUGUAUGAAAACAGUAAUAUAGAACACCUCUUUUCGAGAUUUUCUACUUUAUUAUGAUUCUUUAGAGUAAGCAUAGCUGUAACUGAUCGUACUUAUUUAAUAUUUGUAAGUGUAGUUGUAUGUUCACAUUCCCUCAGCCGGGCCCAUGUCGUUGGACCGUUUCCACGUUAAUAUUUCGGGCUACUGGUCUAUAGACUGAAUUUUACUUGAAUUCUAGUUUAAAAAAUUAAUAAAAGAUGUCUUUUAGUCAUAUUAACAUUGUACAAUAGAGAUUUUUGCGAGCCUUCUUACUUUCUGCAACAAGGGAGAAUAUUUGUCUGUCAUAGUUUAUUUCUACAAUAGAUAUAUAAUUAAUCAUUAAUCACUAGCGUAUCACCCGCUCUUACCUAAAUAAUAAUAACUUGUAAGGUUGUAAUAAAAUAUGUAUUCAGAGGAAUAACAAUCUCAUCUCCGGUCAGGACUAACGGGUACAAAGUAUUUAUCAUAAUGUGACCUUGCCAACUGAUGAUUUGAUAAAUAAAACUUUUUUUUCACGUA